AUGAAUGCUGAGGUAUUUAAAAAAUGGUUUAUUGAUAUGUUGAACCACCUCGAAGAGCCGUCGGUUAUUGUGAUGGACAAUGYAUCUUACCACUCAAUGCUCAAAGAUAAUUUCCCCAAAAGCAAUAGUCGAAAAAUCGUUGUCGAAGAGUGGCUGAAAAAUAAAAAUGAUGAAUUUUCACCACAAGAACGGUUUUCUGAAUUACGUGAGCGUGUAAAACAACUUAUUCGAACAUAUAAGCGAUACGAAUUGGACGAAAUAGCACUGGAAAUGGGCCAUGACCAAAUUGAAUUGAUCUGGGCACAGGUUAAAGGGGAGGUAGCUAAAAAAAAUAAUACUUUUAAGAUGACAGACGUAGAAAAGUUGGCGCACGCAGCUAUGGAUGCAGUAACACAGGAGGGUUGGCAGAAGUGUGUUGCACACGCGGAAAAAAUUCAAGAUGAAGAUAAUAGCAAAGAAAUAUUAAGGGAUGUCAUGUUGGAGCCGAUCAUUAUCACAUUACAAGACGACGAUAGCGCUUGGGGUGAUGAAGAUGAUAAAGACAUAUUUGAGGCCGAUCUUUAG
Molecule: messenger RNA, 564 nt
Organism: Diuraphis noxia (Russian wheat aphid)
Lineage: Eukaryota; Metazoa; Arthropoda; Insecta; Hemiptera; Aphididae
Molecular function (GO): nucleic acid binding
Source: RefSeq, a predicted model, not a curated record